UGGAACUGCUGAGCCCUUCGUCUAGUCGCUUUCUCCCCGGGGGUUCUUUCCAGUCUCUGCCCGCGCGGCGUCCGACCGGGUGCCCUUCUCUCUUUGCAACGCGAGCCGUCUCCUGUCCUCAACUUCCCUCCCCGCGCGGUGAAGCCCGGCCGGAGCGGCGAUGCGUCUCAUCCAGAACAUGUGUACCAUCGCAGAGUACCCCGCCCCGGGCAGCACCGCUGCCGACUGCUGCCUGGGGGCUGCAGGCCGCCGGCUCGUCAAGAUCGCCGUGGUGGGGGCCAGUGGCGUGGGCAAGACCGCUUUGGUGGUCCGGUUCCUCACUAAACGAUUCAUCGGGGACUAUGAACGAAAUGCAGGUAACCUCUACACAAGACAAGUUCACAUAGAAGGAGAAACCCUGGCCAUUCAGGUCCAGGACACUCCAGGCAUCCAGGUGCACGAGAAUGGCUUGAGCUGCAAUGAGCAGUUGAACCGCUGCAUUCGCUGGGCGGAUGCCGUCGUCAUCGUUUUCUCCAUCACCGACCACAAGAGCUAUGAACUCAUUAGCCAGCUCCACCAGCACGUGCAGCAGCUCCACCCGGGCACUCGGCUGCCUGUGGUGGUGGUGGCCAACAAAGCCGACCUCUUGCACGUCAAGCAGGUUGACCCUCAGCUUGGUCUGCAGCUGGCCAGCAUGCUCGGCUGCUCCUUCUAUGAAGUGUCUGUCAGUGAAAACUACAACGACGUCUACAGUGCUUUCCAUGUCCUGUGCAAAGAAGUGAGCCCCAAACAGCAGGCCAGUGGCACUCCCGAGAAGCGCAGAACCUCGCUCAUCCCCAGACCCAAGUCGCCCAACAUGCAAGACCUGAAGAGGAGGUUUAAGCAAGCUCUGUCUGCCAAAGUGAGGACUGUCACAUCUGUCUGAGGCACGACUCCUGGAGGGGGUUUGGUCUUCUGGGCAGAGGGCCCGAGGUUCUUCUUAGAUGGGACCAUUGCAGGCGGAUGUCAGAUCAUGGUUCCAGAAAGAGCAGAGGCAGAGGGGCCUAAGGGGCCUUUGGAAUUCUGCAACACUGGGAGUAAGGGCAGAUGGACAGACGUGGGACUGACCUGCCAAUCCUUUAGGUGGGGAUGGGGCAUGCUUUUGUUCCUCACUGCCUUCUAAGUGAUGGUCAGGUGCACCAGAGCAUGUAUGUGGAUUGGGGUGGGGAGAACCAGUGAGCAUUUACGAGGCUUUCUCUCCCUCCUUCAUUGUUUUUUUUCCCAAGAGGAGGGGGUUUGCUUUUCUCAGUGCCUCCAACAUGCUUUCUCUAUAGGAUGCCUUUCCGACUUGAAGGAUAUCCAGGUUUAAGAACAAAGAGGGACUCUCCCCAUCCCAUAAAGGUCAAAUUUUAGACCAAAAUAUUCAGUGUACAGGCACCUGUGAGCUGCAGUCUGUGGCAAGGUGCUGGAUCUCCUGACGCAGGAUGGGUACCUUUGUGGAGUAGCUGUGGAAACCUCACCCAUGGGCUGCCCAACUGUGAUGAUGUAUAGUCGUGUGUUGGUGUUUUGUUUUGUUUUGUUUUUUCUUUAAACUGUGGCAUCAGGUACAGAAAAAAGUGUUAAUUGAUGCUGGUGUGGUUUGUGUAAACGACCCAUAGCAAUGACGUUGGGUUGCUUCCUGGGCCCGGCUGAGUUGUGGCUGGGUGGCUGAGAUAGUAAAAUGCUGUCUUCAAGAGUGACCAGACUGCAGGCUACCUGCCAAAUCCCCUACACAGAUGCACUUUAAGAAGCCGUUUAUGCUUUGGCUCAAACUGUCAUUAAUUUAUUUUAUGUACAAUAAAUCUCUCAUUUGAUAAGA
Rattus norvegicus (Norway rat) is the source of this 1816-nucleotide messenger RNA. It is a transcript of the gene Rasl11b, whose product is annotated as RAS-like family 11 member B. The transcript has 4 exons. NCBI's taxonomy places the organism in Eukaryota, Metazoa, Chordata, Mammalia, Rodentia, Muridae. Bases 161 to 904 code for a protein of 247 amino acids. The record is from RefSeq and is marked provisional. Gene Ontology annotation, molecular function: GTPase activity; GTP binding; G protein activity.